This is a messenger RNA of Limanda limanda (common dab), 1182 nucleotides long. Its product is annotated as casein kinase II subunit alpha-like. Gene Ontology annotation, biological process: protein phosphorylation. The transcript has 12 exons. The record is from RefSeq and is a predicted model, not a curated record. Gene Ontology annotation, molecular function: ATP binding; protein serine/threonine kinase activity. NCBI's taxonomy places the organism in Eukaryota, Metazoa, Chordata, Actinopteri, Pleuronectiformes, Pleuronectidae. Gene Ontology annotation, cellular component: cytosol; nucleus; protein kinase CK2 complex. The coding region runs from base 1 to 1182 and encodes 393 amino acids.
AUGGCUGGCGCUGUUCCAAGCCGCUCUCGAGUUUACCCUGAUGUAAACACACAGAGACCUCGGGAAUACUGGGACUAUGAGUCCCAUGUGGUUGAAUGGGGAAACCAAGACGACUAUCAGCUUGUCAGUAAACUAGGGAGAGGCAAAUACAGUGAAGUGUUUGAAGCCAUAAACAUCACAAACAAUGAAAAAGUGGUCGUAAAAAUACUGAAGCCGGUCAAGAAAAAGAAAAUCCAGAGGGAAAUAAAGAUCCUGGAGAAUCUGCAGGGGGGCCCAAAUAUCAUCUCACUGUUAGAUAUCGUCAAAGAUCCCGUGUCACGAACCCCUGCUCUGGUCUUUGAACAUGUGAACAACACAGACUUCAAGCAAUUGUACCAAGCCCUGUCUGACUUGGAUAUACGGUUCUACAUGUACGAACUCCUUAAGGCCCUGGAUUACUGCCACAGCAUGGGGAUAAUGCACAGAGAUGUCAAGCCACAUAAUGUAGCGAUUGAUCACGAACAAAGAAAGCUCCGUCUAAUCGAUUGGGGUCUGGCAGAAUUCUACCACCCAAACCAAGAAUAUAACGUGACAGUGGCAUCCAGGUAUUUUAAAGGACCUGAACUGCUGGUCGAUUACCAGAUGUAUGACUACAGCUUGGACAUGUGGAGUUUGGGUUGCAUGCUCGCCAGCAUGCUCUUCAGGAAGGAGCCUUUCUUUCACGGUCAUGACAACUACGAUCAGCUGGUGCGGAUCGCGAAAGUGCUCGGCACCGAGGACCUGUACGACUACAUCGACAAGUACAACAUUGAACUGGAUGCACGGUUCAAUGACCUUGUGGGAGGACACUGCCGCAAAAGGUGGGAGAGGUUUGUGCACAGCGAGAACGAGCACCUGGUCAGCACCGAGGCGUUAGACGUCCUGGACAAACUGCUGCGCUACGACCCCCAGGCCCGUCUCACGGCCAGAGAGGCCAUGGAGCAUCCCUACUUCUAUCCCAUCGUUAAAGACCAGGGACCGGGGGACGCUGCAGGAGAGACGGCUUCCAGCUCCUCACCAGUCAGCUCCUCCAGUGAGACGGCCGACAUCACCUCCAUGUCCUCCUCACAGCCACUGGCUAACGAGGCUGGAUCUCCUCCUGUCAUGUCUUCCCCCGACACUCCGGCCACACAAGUCCCUGAAGCCACAGAGGCCCAACCCUGA